This is a messenger RNA of Hipposideros armiger (great roundleaf bat), 1326 nucleotides long. RefSeq names its product tripartite motif family like 1 (gene TRIML1). Gene Ontology annotation, molecular function: protein binding. The transcript has 5 exons. Lineage: Eukaryota; Metazoa; Chordata; Mammalia; Chiroptera; Hipposideridae. The coding region runs from base 1 to 1326 and encodes 441 amino acids. The record is from RefSeq and is a predicted model, not a curated record.
AUGGCUGUGGACAUCCUGAGGGAAGAACUGACCUGUUUCAUCUGCUUGAACUAUUUCACCAGCCCAGUGACCACUGAGUGUGGGCACAGCUUUUGUCUGGUGUGUCUCCUGAAGAGCUGGAAGAAACAUAACACUCCUUUAUCUUGUCCUGAGUGCUGGAGGACCUUGGAGGCCCCUCAUUUCCAGCCCAAUGAGCGUUUGGGGAGGCUGGCUGGCAUCGGCAAGCAACUCAGGUCCCAGGUGCUGCAGAGUGAGGGCAAACACAGCUCCUAUGGUAGAAUGCUGGCAGCCACUAAUGUGCCCCCUGAUGAUGAGCAGGGUGCAAACGCUUUCUCGACCCAGUGUCACGGAUUAAACAGAGUGUAUCUCUCGAGUGAGGCUGAGGAACAUCACAAAGAGAAACUCCAGGAAAUCCUAAAUCUUUUGCGUAAAAAGAAAAGGGAAACUCAGGUUAUAUUAACCCACGAGAAGGAGAGAGUCAUGUUGUGUAAGGAAGAGACAAAGACUUGUAAACAGGUCGUUGUGUCAGAAUACAUAAAAAUGCACCAGUUCCUGAAAGAGGAGGAACAGCUACAGCUCCAGCUACUGGAAAAGGAGGAAAGAGAGAACCUGAAGAAACUGAGGGACAGUGAGAUCCAGCUAACCAAGCAAAUAAGAAGCCUAAGCAAAAUGAUUGGACACAUAGAGUCUACAUGUCAGAAUUCGAUUACAGAAUCUUUUGAGAAGAGGGUUUUCAAGAAUGUGAAGGAAGAUUCUUUCUUUUCUCCUCUUGCAGCGGACAUAACUCUGGAUGCAGCCACAGCCAAUGCCUAUCUUGUGCUGUCUGAGGAUCUGAAAAGUGUGAAAUAUGGAGGGAUCCGACAGCAGUUACCUGACAACCCCGAGAGAUUCGACCAGUCUGCAACCGUGUUAGGUGCUCAGAGCUUCACCUGUGGGAGACACUACUGGGAAGUGGACGUGGCAAACAAGACGGAGUGGGAAGUGGGCAUCUGUAAGGACUCCGUGAGCAGAAAGGGGAAUCUCCCAAAGCCACCUGGGGACCUCUUCUCACUUAUAGGCUUGAAAAUCGGAGAUGAUUAUAGUCUUUGGGUUUCAUCACCUUUAAAAGGUCAACAUGUCAGAGAGCCUGUGCGUAAGGUUGGUGUGUUCUUAGACUAUGAGUCUGGACAUAUAGCAUUCUACAAUGUGAUGGAAGAGUCCCUCAUCUAUAGCUUCCCUCCAGACUCUUUCCAAGAGGCUCUCAGGCCUAUCUUUUCUCCUUGCCUUCCAAAUGAAGGCACGAACACAGGCCCUCUUACCAUCUGCUCACUGAAUAGUCAUGUUUGA